Messenger RNA from Anopheles stephensi (Asian malaria mosquito), 1355 nucleotides. RefSeq names its product ankyrin repeat domain-containing protein 12-like. The record is from RefSeq and is a predicted model, not a curated record. Bases 107 to 730 code for a protein of 207 amino acids. NCBI's taxonomy places the organism in Eukaryota, Metazoa, Arthropoda, Insecta, Diptera, Culicidae. Gene Ontology annotation, cellular component: nucleoplasm. Gene Ontology annotation, molecular function: protein binding. The transcript is spliced from 5 exons.
GCGCUGAAUUGCCAAACGUUCUAGAUCCGCAAACGUCAGUGGGAGCUGUCAAAGUAAAUGUCGCAGCUAAAAACAGCAAGAAGAUGAAAGCAUUUGUCACUUUGAAAUGAGCAACUUCCAAAAGAAAGAUGUAAGCGGUAUGCCUUCAUCAUCAAGACCACGAGGAAUGUCUGGGGCUGGAUCGGGUGGAUCUGGCCGACCAGCUGUUACGACGCCAAUGUCUGAACGUCAGCAGAUGGCACUGCUAAUGCAGAUGACCUCUGGUUCCAACGAUGCGGAAAUGAGCCCCGGAGGUGGAGGUAGCAACUCGGCUCACUCCCGAUCGCGGGAUCGUAUUAAUGAGCGAGGCGAAACGGCGCUUCAUAUAGCGUCCAAAAAGGGUGAUCAGGAUUCGGUUAAAAAGUUGCUCGAGCAGGGAGCCAAUCCAAACGUGACCGAUUUUGCGGGAUGGACACCCUUACACGAGGCCUGCAACCACGGCCAUUACAAUGUGGCAUUGGCUUUGGUGAAAGCGGGAGCAAACAUUAAUGCAACCGGGCUGGAAAACGAUACGCCGCUCCACGAUGCGGCCAUUACCGGGCAGCUGAAGCUGGUAAAGAUGCUUGUCGAGCGUGGGGCCGAUCCAUCGUUCAAAAAUCAGAAAGGCAAAACGCCAUGCGACGUUGCGGCUCCGGCUGUGUACAACUAUCUGACGCAGGCAAGAGCAUCCGUCUGGCAGACCACAAAUUGAUCCAGAUUUGCCAUCCGCUGCUGUAAAAGUGUGCUGUGGUGCCUACGCUGCUCUGUCUGCCAAUUUUAAAUGGCACCGUUUUGCGUCAUCUUUUUAGCCCACGUUUGGUCAACGAACUGUGUUAACUGGGUGCCUGCUUCGCUUAGGAAUUCCCCAGGGGGGUUUUUGGCUUGUUGAUUUACUAAUGGUCUACGUAGCGAUUUGUAUGGGUUGGGAAGAACUGGUUAGUGGUUCGCUUUUAAAAAGGAUUGUGUUAUAAACUUAUAUUAAUAACGCAUCUUUUUAUUGAUACAUUUUGCUAAUAUUCUCAUUUGGAAAAAGUCGUUUCAAAACUUUCAACACAACACAAACCCCAAUGUAGCUCUAGGGCUCUCUGGGUGCGCCCACUAUGGAACAUUUAUUCUGGAGAAAAUCAACCAUUUCCAUCAUGAUACAAGCGAUCCACGGAAGGUUGGUAAACCGCCUUAAUCGAGGUAAAACUGAAGGCACGUUCCCCACAAACGUGAGCCCGCCCGUAUCUGUGCAUCUAUCUGCUCAUCAAUAUUAAUCACUGCCCGCGCCAUCUUCAAUGAUUGUUGCCUAAUAAUCUAAAUAACCUACCCGUUUGCCCUCUCCGAUCGGUUAU